Lingula anatina is the source of this 477-nucleotide messenger RNA. Its product is annotated as neuronal calcium sensor 1. The record is from RefSeq and is a predicted model, not a curated record. Gene Ontology annotation, molecular function: calcium ion binding. NCBI's taxonomy places the organism in Eukaryota, Metazoa, Brachiopoda, Lingulata, Lingulida, Lingulidae.
UUCUUGUGUUCUAUUUUCCAGGACAAUCAAAUCGACUUCAAGGAGUUCAUCUGUGCGCUGUCUGUCACAUCCAGAGGCAGUCUAGAUGAAAAACUGGAAUGGGCUUUCAAACUGUAUGACCUGGAUGGGGAUGGCUUCAUCACGAGGUCGGAAAUGUUGGCUAUAGUGGAUUCCAUAUACAGUAUGGUGGGUAGUCAGGCCAAGCUCCCAGAGGAAGAAAACACUCCAGAGAAAAGAGUAAACAGAAUAUUCAGUGCCAUGGACAAGAACAGAGACAAUUUAUUAACAAUGGAAGAAUUUCUGGAAGGGUGCAAAAAUGAUCCCACAAUUGUCCAAGCACUGACCCUCUAUGAUGGCCUCGUAUGACACAGUGAAAAGAUGUCUGGAACUGCCUGUACCUACAGCACUGUUAGGCCGCAAAAUGUCAUAGAUCAGACAUGAUUUUGGGUUGUAAGAAAAAACUAGGAAGAAAUGGUU